GGACGCCCACUCCCAUUGCCCAGGCUGGGCUGAUGAUGGUCUCUGCUCCUCCCAGCGCUCCUAUAUGUCACAGACAUGUCCUGUAUCCUGUGGAUUCUGCUCUCCUGUCUCCACCUGUCCUCAGUUAAACAUCCCCAGAGGCUCAGUCCGACCACGGGGCCCUGUUAAACCAGAUUCGUUCGUCAGUGUUCAUUGUGAGAAAGGGUACAAAUACAGCGAGCCUUGGGAGUUUCUUCAGUGUUUACCCGACGGACGGUACGAUAUUAGAGUUGGUCAGUGCCGUAAAGAUUAUUGUGAUAAACCUCGUAUAGCUCAAGGUAGAAUAAGCUCACCAGGUCUGAUUAUGAGUGGACACUGGGUGACAGUUAUCUGUGAUCAAGGUUUCAAACACUCUCACGCCGGGUCCCGACUCUACUGCAGACCUGAUUCUCUAUCUUUAGAGGGGACUGUUGGGUUCUGUCAACCCGAGGCUCUUGAUUGUCCUGAAAUGGAUGUUGCAUUUGGAGAGGUCCAUCCUAGGGGUGUGGUAACUUCCAAUUCUUGGGCUCAGAUUAAAUGUUUCGAGGGAUUUGCUUACUCGGAGCCUACCCCCUUCAUACUGUGCCGCAGUGAUGGAAAAUACGAAGGAGUUAUAGGAAACUGCUUCAGAUCUGAACCUAUAAGGAGGUGUCGUAUUCCUAAGAUCGACAAUGCUAUAACCAGCAGAUCAGCCACCUCGCUACCUGGUAAAACAAUAAGGAUAGUUUGCAGUGCAGGGUAUGUCUACUCGCUCCUCUCGACAACUCAUUCUUGUACUCAUCGUGGGAGAUUCAACCCACCAAUUGGAUCCUGUAAUCCUAUUCUCCAGUGCUCAGUUCCGGUGAUAUUAAACGCACACGUUGACACAUCCAAAAUGGUAUCUGCAGGUGCUUGGGUCAAAGUUACUUGCAAUUCCCACUUUACUUACACUUUAUCAGAAACAAAUCACUUUUGCGAUAGAAAUGGAGAACUUGUACCGAAAAUGGGAAAGUGUAUACGGCUGUUUCCUGGCCCUUCUCUCAGCUGUCCACCCAUCAAGAUCCCAGGUUCCCUCUCCCUUCCAGCCACCCCGAUAGGGAUGUGGGUACAAAUGGAAUGUCACCCUGGCUACCAAUAUUCUCUUAACAAAUGUAUCCACAUCUGCCUGAACUCUCAGACUUACACCCCACCUAUUGGUAGGUGUGUUGCGGAGGAAAGCAAUGCCUCGUCACUGACAGAGAGGAGACCCACUCACUGCUCCACCCCUAAGAUAGCCAACUCUCUCAUCCCUGCUUCACCUGCUUUGAUAGAUACCUGGCUCAAAGUGGAGUGUGUACCUGGAUACUCGUACUCUCGUACCAACUAUUUACAUUACUGUCAGGGAGAUGGUACCUACAAUUUGGAGUUUGGGGAGUGUAUUGAGGAUAAGCCCCUGGGCAGGUGCUCAAAAGUUGGUGUCCAGAACGGUGAGACUAGGCCAGAUUCAGAGGUUUUAAUGGGAGCUUUGGUAGAGGUAAUUUGUGAUGAUGGCUAUUUGUACUCAAGACCAACUGCUGUCCAUUUCUGUGGGAUUGAUCUUCAAUUUGAGCCCAAGCUCGGGGAAUGUACGCGAAUUCAGUGUCCCGAACUUGACGUUGAUAAAGCCAUUAUCGUGCCAACAGCCAAGCCCAGUGCUUUUGAGAAAGUUUUUGUAAUCUGUCUGGCAGGUCUCGAAUAUGUAGGAGAUUCUCCUACUUUCACCUGCCUGUCAAAUGGCUCGUAUGAUGGAGUAACUGGGACUUGUGAAAACAAGGACGAUCUUGAUAAGUCUCUGGAUCAAGAGUUUAUUGAGGUUGGGUUCCUUACCAAAGCUGUUGUUCAGAUCAUCAGCGAGGAGAAUGAUUCCGAUGGCAUUGACAACUAUGAUAAGGAAAUUUCCAAUGACUCCAAUUCAAAUAAUCAGUUUCAACAAUCCACAGUUGAACCGAAGGAAAAUCCCUACAAAAGACUUUCUACAAACCCCUCAACAACAGGAGAAAUAUCAAAAUAUACUUUAACAGAAGAUAACCGUAUCCAGACAGAAGCACCUACUUCACAUUUACUUUACAGCACCCCCGACUACGGUAACGACCCUAGUUUAGUGACUCCCAACAAGGGAAGUACGGAGGGUGAAAGUAAAUCUUCUCCUUCACAGCGGACAAAUGGUAUUUCUCACUACAUUUCCCGUAACAGUACAGUGAUCCCAAACCAAGUUGCUACAUCAGAACCAGAUGACAUAUCAAACGAAAUCUCAGAGUCAGAAGAGAACAGCCUUCCAAAUAGCCAAGUUGCAGAGCCCAAGAUAAUGUGUCCCCCGAUCAUUAUAGAACACGGAGUAUUGGACCCUCCAGGGGAGGUCCCAGCCUCAACAGAGGUACGAGUGGGGUGUGAUGAGGGGUAUUUGUAUAACAGGACUGAUCAUGUUAUUAGGUGUGGUGGGGAUGGUAGGUUCGCUCCAGACAUUGGCUCUUGUGUCCCUAAUGGGAGCUACUGUAAACCUCCAGUAAUACUUCACGGAACGCCUCAACCUCCGGACCCUAUCAAGUCGGGUUUAUAUUUCUCUAUGAUAUGUGAUGAAGGUUUCAAGUUGUCGGGUAAUCACUACUCACUGUGCCAUAAGGGUGUCGUGAAAUCAGAACUUGGUAUUUGCAAGAGAGUGUGCAGAGUAUCUCCAAUACAUGGUGGAGUACUGAAGAAAUACCGAUUACUUGAAGGAGAAAACAUCACACUCAGUUGCAACCUGGGAUAUGAACAAACAGGGAACGGUGUCUCCCUUUGUACUGAGACAGGACGACUUGACCAACCGCUAGGGAGAUGUGAAUUAGGGAAAUGUCCACUACCUGCAGUCGCUAAUGGGUCCUUUAGAACGAUCCUAGGUCUCCCCGCCACAGGAAGGGUAACUGUUGGAGACACUGUGUUCUUAAAGUGUUGGAAAGGGUUUGCUCUUCGUGGGAACAGUCAGUCCUCCUGCUUGUCUAGUUUUGAGUUUGAUCCACCCAUUGGACGGUGUGUAAGAGAAUGUCAGUUGCCAAUUAGAAGAUUUGGUAUCUAUUCCUCUUUCUCUGUCACUCAUGGAGAUAAUGUAUCGCUUAAUUGCGAUCCUGGCUACGACUUGGUCGGAGCCAACACUUCAGUGUGUAGGAGAGGAGUUCUGGUGCCCGACAUUGGAGCCUGUGCUAAAUCAGACUGCCCGGCCUUCCCCUACUCCACUCCUAAUGGCUCUCUUAUCAGGGUGAUUUCAUUAUGUCAAUGUGUUAUUUUCGAAAUUUUUAUCAGCUUUUGCAUUUCUACUUAGAUACAGUAAAUGUUUUUAUAAUUGAUAAUUCAAUAGUUACAAGCUCAGUGAGUCAGUCAGAAAUUGUUUUCCUUAAUGAUAAAACGGAUUUAAAAAGUGCACGUGAUUUAAAAACAUGAUAUACCAAUCAGUCUAAAUACAUCAAGUCAAUCAGCUAUAGAACCUGAAAAAGGUAUCAACUUAAACAUAUUGAUUUAGCACCGAGAAUUAUACAUGUUGUUGUCAUUUAGCAAGGUUACGUGGUCAGAAUAUCUUGUAAUCCCGGAUUUGAGCUGAAGGGACGAGGAUAUGUAUCUUGCAAUGAUCAUGUACCCCUUGGAUCGUAAGUCAUUUCAAAAAUACUUCUAUGGUACAUUUUUAAUUUUGCUUUUCUGAUGCGAAUGCAAUGUAAAUCUUUAUCAUACCAUAAUCGAUGAUAUACACAUUUAGUCGACUGUCCUGCCUUUACUUGCAGGUGCAUAAGUAAGCAAUGUAAAGCCCCAACAGUUAGAAGUGGAUCUGUCAUACCACGAUUAACGAAGGUGGGCCAGGAAGCGAUCCUUCGUUGUCACCACGGCUUCGUUCCUUCGGGAGCAACAACAUCACUAUGCAAACACGGAGGGGAACUAGAUCCAACCCCAGGGAGCUGUAUAAACAAGCUGUCGUCGUGCCAGGUCCCUACAGUUCAGGACGGUGUUAUGCUCCUUGGAAUGUCAAAUCUUGGGAAACAAG
Molecule: messenger RNA, 4021 nt
Organism: Bolinopsis microptera
Lineage: Eukaryota; Metazoa; Ctenophora; Tentaculata; Lobata; Bolinopsidae
Product: sushi, von Willebrand factor type A, EGF and pentraxin domain-containing protein 1-like
Exons: 7
Coding region: 65-3310 (1081 amino acids)
Source: RefSeq, a predicted model, not a curated record